CCCGCAGACAACACCAGACCACAUUUCUCGAAAACUUGACCCUUCAGUUCUCCCUCUGCACACGGCGAACCAUUCUGUCUUCGAGAUACUGCAAACGCGCAGCAAACAGACAAAGCUUUUUCUCAUCUCCACCUCGCUGCGCGAGGGCGCCCUCGUCAGCCCAAUCGGCAAUUUCCGUGCACGCCUCAGAUCGCGCUCUUGAUCAACAACACUCCUUCACCACAUGCAACGCGACAAUGACUGAAAUCGCUAGGCCAUUCGAUCUCGAGGACACAAUGGCGACAAUUCCUUUUCCUCCAGCUCCCAGCAUGAGACGCGCCUUAUCCGCAGACUCCGUUCUCAGCGUCAUAACCGUUGAUGAUAGCUCCAACGCGCUAUCCUCCUCCUCUACACCUCCAACUAGUAUUGGCGACCGGGCCAGCGUGUCAUCUGCUUCUCUAAAGCUUGACGAUACUACUACGAUAGCUGCGCCAGACACCAAUGGACGCAGUCGUCGCCAGCGAGCCAGUAUUGGGACGUACAACGUGAAGAUCCUCAGCGGAACAGCAAUUCAUGCGCCAAAGAAGUUCAGCAAAGACCCAGCAGUCCGUGACUCUGCGUCUUCUUCGCGGAGAAGAACAGUCUCAGGUGAUACACUUCUCGGAAGCCUUAAAUCUACAAACGCAUCCACUACGACAAUUGAGAAGACUGCAAAUCGACUUGUCCAAGAUGGCAUAGAGGCACUCGAUCUGCAGUGGUCUGCUAGGGCACUCCCAAAGUCCAAGAGCCAGAGAAGCCUCAGCGGAACCCCAAGGAAGAGUGCGAAGCAACGCGAUUUGGAGCGUCGCAAGUCGUCCCGUGCUGCACCAGAUGUGGUUCAGAGCCUUACCAAGAAGCUCAGUGUUUUGGGAAAGAGAAGUCGCCAAACAUUUGAUGACGGCCUUGCUGGUGGACUAGCUGGACUGGCAAAGGCAAAACGAGAACUACGAAACCUUGCCGAUACCAACGAAUUUGCGAAGAUUGAUACACAACCAGUUCUACAUGAAGUUUGGAGCAAUGGCAAGCUGGUUGUGCCCGAGAACCCACGAAAGAAGAAGAAGGCUGAAGAGGAGGCCCUUGCCAAAGAGAAGGAGAAGCAGAAGCAGAAAGAGGAAGUCAUAAAGCUUGCAGAGAAGCCCAAGCCGGUUGGCAAGAGACAGAAAGUUUGGCUCGUCAAAGGCUUGUACGCUGGCCAAGAUCGAAAUAUUGGAAGCUUGAAUUGGUUCGGUGAAUCAUCUGAGAAGCUGAGAGGAGACGGAGAGAAAAUUGCACCUUUCAGACCAAACAACUUCAUGCCGCUGCCAAUGUGGCAUGGACAACGGUUGCUUCACGUUGGACGCGACUUCAAGUUGCCUUUCGAUGUCUGCUCCCCACUCCCUCCCGGACAGCCAAAGCCUGAUGAGUGGAAAAAGACUUCAAGCAAUCGUUUUGUGGGUGAAGCUGGGGCUUUAUGGAAGAAGUCAGGCCUGUUUGAUAGCUUCUGUUCCAAGUGUGUCUGUACUGCAGAGGGUGGCUGUGAUGAAAACUGCCAAAAUCGAUGCAUGUUCUACGAGUGUGAUGAUACGAACUGUGGCGCUGGCCGUGGACACUGCACCAACCGCGCUUUUGCAACUCUUCAAGAACGACGCAAAGCAGGCGGAAAGUACAGAAUCGGUGUUGAGGUUAUCAAGACUGCUGAUCGAGGGUAUGGUGUUCGAAGCAAUCGCUGCUUCGAGCCCAACCAGAUCAUUGUUGAGUAUACAGGUGAAAUCAUCACUGAAGAUGAGUGUGACCGUCGUAUGAACGAGGAUUACAAGAACAAUGAGUGCUACUACUUGAUGUCCUUCGACCAAAAUAUGAUCAUUGAUGCUACAAAGGGCAGUAUUGCUCGAUUUGUCAACCACUCAUGCAAUCCCAAUUGCAAAAUGGUCAAGUGGAUUGUAGGUGGCAAGCCUCGGAUGGCUCUCUUUGCUGGAGACGGACCUAUCAUGACUGGUGAUGAGUUGACAUAUGACUACAACUUCGAUCCAUUUUCUGCCAAGAACGUCCAGGAAUGUCGUUGUGGCAGCGAUAAUUGCCGUGGCGUCCUGGGCCCCAAGCCAAAGCCGAAUCCGAAGGACAUCAAACCUGUAAAGGAAACCAUUAGAGCGGCGCUCAAGGCUGGUGUCAAAGCUGGAAAGCGAAAGCUUAAAGAACUGUUAGGGGGUGAUGAAGGAGAUGAGGCAGAUGCACGUAGUCCAAAGAAGAGAAAGAUGAAAGCAGCCACCGGAGUGAAGAGAUCGGCUUCGCGCGCCAGUUUGCAGAAGGCUAAGGUAGCGGCAAAGGCUAUCAAGAACACCGUUUCUACUCAGCUUCUCAGUGCUCGCAAAACGGCUACUACCAAGCGAGUUAUCAAGAAGACGUUGAAAGCCAGUUCCUUGAAGACCUAUGGCAAUCGAAAGACCAUGGUCUCCUCACGAAAUUCGAGUCUCACAAUCGUGGCGACUGAAGGUAGCCCACGGAGUCUCAAGAAGUCAAGUGCGGCGAAGAAGAGUGUACGAAAGACUGUUGUUAAGAGUGUCCGUGGCGCCAAGGCAGCUGCUCGAGGUGUCAGCGAUGAACAAGAUGUUAAUGGCGGCACGAUUCGAGUCGUAAGUGGCAAGGACGAAUAG
Messenger RNA from Cadophora gregata, 2648 nucleotides. RefSeq lists its product as uncharacterized. The record is from RefSeq and is a predicted model, not a curated record. Gene Ontology annotation, molecular function: protein binding; histone H3K36 methyltransferase activity. Gene Ontology annotation, biological process: regulation of DNA-templated transcription. Gene Ontology annotation, cellular component: chromatin; nucleus. Bases 237 to 2648 code for a protein of 803 amino acids. The transcript is spliced from 3 exons. Lineage: Eukaryota; Fungi; Ascomycota; Leotiomycetes; Helotiales; Ploettnerulaceae.